Aegilops tauschii subsp. strangulata is the source of this 2077-nucleotide messenger RNA. Lineage: Eukaryota; Viridiplantae; Streptophyta; Magnoliopsida; Poales; Poaceae. The record is from RefSeq and is a predicted model, not a curated record.
AUGCGCCAAUGCAGAAGCGCCGCCACCAAGGCCGCCUCACUACAAACACCACCACGAGGCCAAGAGGACCGGAGAGAAGCGCACCAUGACGGGAGCAGCAACACCGACGCCAAGCGGGAGGGAACCACCUCCACCGCCGUCGUGCGGGAGGCCCAUGCCUCCGGCACCGUCGCGGGAUGGCACGAGGAGGAGGAGCAUCUUGCUGAACCUGGAUCAUCAUCUGCACAAACUCUGCAAGCACCGUCCUUGAAUGAGUCGCUCGGCGCUUCGGUGUCGGAGGAAACGUGUGUCACUGUCACUUCCUCCGCCCUUUCGCAGUCAGAGGCGGUAGCCCAAUACACAAUAGUUCCUGCCCCUGGUUCACCUAUUUUGUCCCGGCUACCGCGUGACUGGGGGCUCCAAUUCUACAUCAGGGUGGAUCUUUCAGGAUCUUUCCACAUAUAUCCUCAUUUGGGUGGGCCAUUCAAGAGCUUACAGGAAGCCGACAAUGCUAUCGACCGCCAUCUUCUUGAUCGCCAGGUCACCAAAAUGUGCCCGGAGCAAGGCAGCGUUUCUCGGCUGGAUAAGGUCGUACAGCGAUGUCUUUACUGGCCUGAUGGCAGAAGGAAGAAGCGUUCAAAAUCUCAUGUGGUUGAGCAAAGCCAUAAUCGAAUGUGCCUAUUGGCUCAAGCUUUAGUAGACAAGUAUAACGAGAAUCACAACCUUUGUGGGGAUCUAGCAAAUGAGUUCAAAGACGUUGUGCAAUAUCAAUCAAUUUGUGAGAACCGUGUGUGGUACUAUCACCUCAAUAUCACUACAAGGGCUAAAGGAGCUGAUGGUUUCUCCCAUGGCAUCGACGAUGUAUUCUUCGCGGAAGUCAAACGUGAGCGACAGGGACAACAUGAAGAAUUGGUGGUCAGCUGUUUCUGCAUGCUCAAACCGGCUGAUAAUGGUUGCUGCUAUGGUUGUACCAACAAUGGAUCUCCUGAUAUGAAGCACCCCAGCAUUACUGACAAAUACACUGCUGGUCACUUGAACGCGUAUCUGCCAUUUGGAUGCCGUAGGGAGUUUAGCGACUCCGAUGAUGAGGAGGAAGCUGAGGCUAAGCUAAGAGAUAUGUAUGAGGGCCUUGAUGAGCCAGACUUUCUGGAGAAACUCUUCACAUUUCCCACUUAUGUAACUCUGAGGAAAGACAGGAAGGGAACCUGAAGCUGAAAGACCGGACUCGAGGGCCUCAGAGUGAAACAGCAUUGCCUGUUUUAGCUUCUUGUGGUUCAGUUAUAGUAAUUUUGGUGACCAGGUGUCCGACUCCGAGGCCACAGUAGUGCUGGUGGUGCCUCAGCCCUGAUGCGGCAUGCUGAUCGGCAAAGGAGGAUCUGUUAUCAAGACAAGUAUUUCCGGACGGAGGGAGUAUAUAUGUUUUCCUUGCAUUUCUUAGUCUUCUACUUCGACGUGCGUCGGCUUCAGGUCAUUCACUGAAGCUUCGGAAACUGCAAUUCAGAUCUCACCACAGAACAUCUCCUAUGGCUUCAACGACAGGCUGGUCACCAUCACAGGGCCCUUAGACAAUCUACUGUUCUGAUAAUAUUUGAGCUACUGGAGGACGUUCGUUAUUUGUUUCCAUAUGCAGCUACUACGGUAAAUCCUCCACCCCGCACCGUCCGUCUUCAAUAUCCCUGCCCUGAAUUAAUAAAAACGAAUUAUUCUAUGUGAAGUCGUCGUAUACAGCUGUAUUAAUUCGUAUUUUAGGCACAGACAGUGGCCCCAUGACGCGAUUACCUUGUGUACAGCUCCUAUCACAUUUAAUUACCUGCUCCACCGAUGCCUUCAGUUGGGCCAGAUUUCAAUUGCAAUAGCUGUGGGCACACUGGCAGCAGCUGUACCGAUCGUCCUCUCAUCCAAGUUUUACUUCUAAUCUGUACAACAAAUUAAAUGGACCACAUUAGUAAUGCUCUGCUUAUUAGAUCUAAUAAGUAUAUCAUAUAGUAGUUUAUUUGUCUCCCCGAACCCUCAUUGUAAUUCUAGCCAGGAGAAUGAAUGUAAAUUAUUUGUCCAGUUUCUAGCUUAAAUCUUUAUAAUCUGGAUAUUAUAUUUCCCA